AUGGCCGGAUUACUGGGCCGAUGGCUUCUCCCCCUGGUGCUACUCAUAGGUGUAUCAACUGCAGAAUGUCCAAGCUACUCCCGAUACUCGCAAGAGUACCACGAGCCCUUCUCCACGGGUGGCCACAAGCUCAGCUACAUGCGACCGAGUCCCGAAUGCCGGACAUUCAACUCAAGUGGAGUUGAGAAGGCCAUCACGAAGCUCAAGGACGUGAUCGCGGACCCAGAUCUCUUUCGUCUGUUCGAGAAUACCUUUCCGAACACGCUUGACACGGCAAUUAAAUGGCGUGGUACGGCCAGCAACAACAGUGACGAGGAACUAUGUUUUGUGAUUACCGGCGAUAUUGACGCCAUGUGGGUUCGAGACUCUGCCAACCAGAUCGCCCCUUACAAGGCUGUUCUCAAACAGAAGACCGACGACAUUGCAUCUGUCUUUCGAGGGACGCUGAACAUGCAAGCUCGGUACCUCAUCCAGUUUCCAUACUGCAACGCCUUCCUGCCACCAGAAGAGGCUGGUAUCAACGCUGGAACCAAUGGUGCGAGGUAUAAGGUCACUCCGCCUUACGAUGUGAAUGUUGUGUUCACCUGCAACUUUGAGUUAGAUGACUGGGGUGGGUUCCUUCAACUGAGCCAUGAUUAUUACAACAGAACGCAGGACCUUGACUUCUUCAGCAAGUUCCAAUGGAUCCCUGCUGUACAGUCCAUCCUCAAUGCAGCCAAAGACAUGCAAAGACCAACCUACGGUCCGGAUGGCGAGUGGAUCCCUCCGGCGUACACCUUCCAGUCGUAUACCAUGUCUGCUGCUGGCACCCAAGGCAACAAUGGCUUCAACAGUCCAGUCAAUUACACUGGGCUGGUCCGUUCUCCCUUUCGACCGAGCGACGACUCCGCAAUCUACGACUUUGGAAUCGCUGCAAACAUGAUGAUGGCCCGCUAUUUGGAUUCGACCGCAUCGAUCAUGGCCAAGCUUCCAAACGCACCGAAAGGCCUGGCGGGUGAGAUGAGAGACCUUGCGAACGACAUUCGUGGUGGGAUCGAGCAGUGGGGUAUCGUGAGGUCGCCCACUGGGCAGAAGAUCUACGCCUACGAAGUCGAUGGAUAUGGCGGUCGCAAUCUUAUGGAUGACGCCAACAUCCCUUCGCUGCUCUCUGCGCCGUUCUUGGGGUAUGUUGACAGGAACGAUCCACUGUAUCUGCGAACUCGCGAUUUCGUGCUCAGCAAGAUGAAUCCGUGGUACUGCAAAGGAAGUGUCAUCAGUGGCGUGGGCAGCCCGCACAUCAGACCGUGUGCAGUGUGGCCGAUGUCUUUGAUCAUGCAGGCUUUCACGACGGAUGAUUACUGGGAGAUCUUCGCUGCCAUCAGGGAGGUCGUGGGCUCCACCAGCGGGUUGGGACUGAUCCAUGAAAGUGUGGAUAGCAAUGACGAGACGCAGUGGACACGGCAGUGGUUUACAUGGGCUAACGGCCUCUUCGGCCAAUUGAUUAUGGAACUUUGGGAAGAAAAGCCGGACAUCCUUACUGAAGGCUUUCAACCCUUCCGGUAUGAGAACAAAUCUAUGUAA
Molecule: messenger RNA, 1560 nt
Organism: Saxophila tyrrhenica
Lineage: Eukaryota; Fungi; Ascomycota; Dothideomycetes; Mycosphaerellales; Extremaceae
Exons: 4
Coding region: 1-1560 (519 amino acids)
Biological process (GO): carbohydrate metabolic process
Source: RefSeq, a predicted model, not a curated record